Messenger RNA from Sinocyclocheilus grahami, 3076 nucleotides. It is a transcript of the gene xpr1b, whose product is annotated as xenotropic and polytropic retrovirus receptor 1b. The transcript has 10 exons. Gene Ontology annotation, biological process: phosphate ion transport; cellular response to phosphate starvation. Gene Ontology annotation, molecular function: phosphate transmembrane transporter activity; inositol hexakisphosphate binding. Bases 339 to 1730 code for a protein of 463 amino acids. The record is from RefSeq and is a predicted model, not a curated record. Gene Ontology annotation, cellular component: plasma membrane; cytoplasm; Golgi apparatus. NCBI's taxonomy places the organism in Eukaryota, Metazoa, Chordata, Actinopteri, Cypriniformes, Cyprinidae.
UCUGUGACGUCAUUUUCCGACAAUGAUGGCGGCGGCUGGAGCUUCAGCUUCAGAUAUCAGGCAGAGAAACCCUCUGUCUAGAGCUCCUUCGUCCGUCUAAACCAUUGUUGCCAGCGGCCUGCAGCACUUGAAAAAACACCUGAAGGGAUAAUGAGGAACGCCGGCGUCGGCUGUGUGAAAAUAUCGCAAUAUUUCCCCUGAAUAAUAUGUGUCUCGCGGAGCAGCCGUUAAUCUGAGGGUGAUUUUCAGCUCGCGAUGAUUCACUGGUAAUUUUCCAGUAGCGUGUGACUCUCCUCAGACGAAAAAAAAUAAAAAAACACACCGAAAUAUUCGUAAAAAUGAAAUUUACCGAGCACCUGUCUGCCCACAUCACCCCGGAGUGGAGGAAACAAUACAUUCAAUAUGAGGCUUUUAAAGAAAUGUUGUACUCCGCCCAGGAUCAGGCCCCAUCACUCGAAGUCACAGAUGAAGACACUGUCAAGAGAUACUAUGCCAAGUUUGAGGAGAAGUUCUUCCAAACAUGUGAGAAGGAGCUGGCCAAAAUCAACACAUUCUAUUCAGAGAAGCUUGCGGAAGCACAGCGGCGAUUUGCCACUCUGCAGAAUGAGCUGCAGUCGUCUCUGGACGCACAGCGGGAGAGCAGCCGAGCCACAGGUCUGCGCCGCCGUCGUACUGUCUUCCACCUGUCGCAGCAGGAGCGCUGCAAACAUCGCAAUAUCAAAGACCUGCAGCUGGCCUUCAGCGAGUUCUACCUCAGCCUCAUCCUGCUGCAGAACUACCAGAAUCUAAACUUCACAGGCUUUCGGAAGAUUUUAAAGAAACAUGACAAGAUCUUUGAGACAACACGAGGCGCUGAUUGGCGUGUGGCCCAUGUUGAAGUGGCUCCUUUUUACACCUGUAAGAAGAUCACUCAGCUCAUCUCUGAAACCGAGGGCCUUGUUACCACAGAGUUGGACGGAGGAGACCGACAGAAAGCCAUGAAGAGGCUCAGAGUGCCCCCAUUGGGAGCAGCACAGCCUGCACCAGCAUGGACCACUUUUAGAGUAGGACUCUACUGUGGUGUCUUCGUUGCUUUAACAGUCACAGUCAUCAUCACAGGUGUUGUUAAACUUGUUAAAGGAGAGGAGAAGAAUGUUUGGCCCCUGGUGAGAAUUUAUCGAGGUGGUUUCCUGCUCAUCGAGUUCCUUUUUUUAUUGGGAAUCAACACGUAUGGAUGGAGGCAGGCUGGAGUGAACCAUGUGUUAAUAUUCGAGCUCAACCCCCGCAACAACCUGUCCCACCAACAUCUUUUUGAGAUUGCUGGUUUCCUUGGAGUUCUUUGGUGCGUUAGUAUUCUGUCCUGCCUCUUCGCUAAUUACACAAUGAUACCUAUACAAGUGAACCCUCUAGCUCUCUAUGGAUUCUUCUUCUUUUUCCUUAUCAACCCUUUCAAAACGUGCUACUAUAAAUCUCGCUUCUGGCUACUCAAAUUACUGGUAAGAGCCAGGAGAAUCCUGAAUAACUGUGGUGAGUUCAGAGCUGUGCGGGACAUCUCAGUAGCACCUAUGAAUGCAGAUGACCAGACGCUACUGGAGCAGAUGAUGGACCAAGAGGAUGGAGUGAGGAACAGACAGGGAAAGAAGAACUGGAAGAGAACCUACAGCAUGCCUUUGAGAAGACCAUACCUCUCCUCUCAGUCAAAGGUCAGAGACACCAAAGUCCUGAUAGAGGACACCGAUGACGACACCUGACCCUUGCGUCUACAGUGGCUUGAGAAGUUGUUUUUUAUAGGACCAUAGAUCUCAGUGAGCCUCGACUCUUCAGAAGCUUUCCAAUCAAGCCAUCACAAAGCUGCCUGACUGCACACACACACAUUUCACACCGAGACCUCACUGACUCUCACACGCAACAGGAGUGGCCACUUCAGUUACUGUACUGUUUUUGAUUCCUUCGUUACUGCCUUGAUAAUUUUUGUGAAGAUCCAAACAAAAAAUGAAUUCAGUGGACGGUGUACAUAAUACGUAGUUCUCAAACCGCUUGACGGGACCCGCGCUUAUAUAAAUCAAGCACCUGACUUUGGACACGUCAUCGCAGCGUGAUCAAUCAAUCGGUUUGGAUACUUUGUCUUUAAAGACUUUUAUGAUGAGGGUUUAUUCAUGUAGCAGACACAUGGACUGGUUUACCCUCAUUCAUGAAAAUGGCAAUUUAUACUUGUACUUUUUUUUUUAAUGUACAUUUCAUUGUUAUUUAUGUGAAGGAGAGAUGCCUUGAACGUUGCUUUAAAGGAAAACUUUUAAAUAGAGCAAGGAUUUACCUUGAACCUUUACCCAGGACCUCUGCAUGCUUUUGACCAACCCUCAGGUGGCUCUGAAGGAAAAAAUACCAAUUUGAUUUAUAUUUAUUAAACGCUUUGCCAAUUGUUUAAAACACAAACCACCAACGUGAUUACCUGCUCUGAAAUGCCAAAUGGGAAUUUCUGCCUAUGUUUAUUUUAAAACACUGUUCCAUCAUGUGUCUUAAAGUCAAUCCAAGUUGAAGAGGUGCUGCUCUGUAGACUCGGAAAGAGAAGAAAGCCCUUUGCUUUAAAAGUGUCAGGCUCAUCUUAAGAGCAAGCCAAAUAUUAGAAACAUUCCUCAAGAACUUCUCCUGACCUGUUAUCUUACUUCCUACAUACGAUCACCCAGAAACCCCAUUUUGUUGUUUCUUAAAGCUUGUUAAACGCACACAGAUCUUACUCACCAAUCACAUUCCACUGAAGUAGCAUUCCAUAUUUGUGAUCUUCUCUUUAAUGUUCAGUCAGUGUCUUCCAGAGUUUGACCAUUUCUUAGACCACCUGAGGGUUUCAGAGGUUCCUGGGAGAAACGACACCUUCCUUUUCUUUUCAGCUGAAUCUUUGGCUGAUACACGAGAGCACAAAGUUUCUUUGUGAAUCAUUUGUUGCAUAAGUCAUCACAUUCAGUGUGAUUAAUUAUGUAAGGAUGGGUUUCUGAACGAUUAUGCCCAGGGAGUUCUCAUAUGAUGGUUUAUAAUCUAUUCCAAUCAAAGAUGUGUAUUUGUACAUCUGAAAGCCUAGCUGUCUGUGAACGAGAUCGACGUU